AUGCUUUCCUCACUGGCAUCGCUGCUCAUUGCAGCUUCCAGCAUUGUUGCGGCUCAAUCGCCGUUCCCAGACUUCACCGGCGACCCAUUCAAGAAGUACGAGCUCAGCGCGAAUGGCAUCAAUGCUUCCUUCAUUCCCUACGGCGCGCGCUUGACGAACCUCUACGUCUACGACAAGAACAACAACUGGCAGGACGUCGYGAUUGGAUAUGACGAGGGAUCGCAGUACCUCGAGGACACUUUGACGAACCACACCAACUUUGGCAGUUUGGUUGGCAGAUAUGCGAACAGAAUCAAGAACGGCACCUUCACCAUUGAUGAUCAAGUUUCGGAAAUCCCCAAGAACGAGCACAACGGCACCAACACCCUCCAUGGUGGCCUGGUGGGCUACGACCAGCGCAACUGGACUGUUGUCGCGCACACCACCUCCAGCAUCACCUUCUCAUACUACGAUGCUGCCGAGCAGGGCUUCCCCGGUGAUCUCAUCAACAUCGCAACAUACACCCUCACUGCCGACUGCGAAGGCCCGGCGUUCGUUUCGCGCAUCGUUUCCAUCCCACUGAACGAAGCUACCCCUGUCAUGCUCUCCAACCACAUCUACUGGAACCUUGGCGCCUUUGUCGAUGACAAUGCAAUGACAGUCUUGAACAACACACUCUACAUGCCUUAUGCAAAGCGUCGGAUCGGAACUGACGGCAUCCUCGUCCCCAAUGGCGAGAUACAGCUCACUGCCGGUACGGGACUCGAUUUUACUAAGCCAAAGACUACCAUCGGCCAGAAUGUCCCAAACACAGAGGGAGACUGCGGGACUGGCUGUACGGGAAUUGACAACGCUUUCAUCACGGAUCGUCCACCAUAUUCGGCUCCCCAAGAUGCUAGCUUGGAGGUGCUGAGGUUGAUGGCACCAAGCACUGGUAUUCAGCUCAGCGUUGAGACCAAUCAGGGUGGUAUUCAGCUGUACAGCUGUGUCAGCCAGAACGGAAGCAUCAAGGUGAAGAAGAGCCAGCAGCACGUGCCAGGACAGGAUGUGGGCAUUCCUGCUUUUGGGUGCUUGGUGAUUGAGACGCAGGAUUGGAUUGACGGCAUCAACAACCCGCAGUGGGGCCGCGAGGAGUACCAGAUCUUCUCGCCUACGACGGCGCCGGCUGUGRGCUAUUCGAAGUUCAAGUUCAGCGUGGUGGAGAGCUGA
This is a messenger RNA of Ramularia collo-cygni, 1188 nucleotides long. Its product is annotated as related to mutarotase. Lineage: Eukaryota; Fungi; Ascomycota; Dothideomycetes; Mycosphaerellales; Mycosphaerellaceae. Bases 1 to 1188 code for a protein of 395 amino acids. Gene Ontology annotation, biological process: beta-D-galactose catabolic process via UDP-galactose, Leloir pathway; glucose metabolic process. Gene Ontology annotation, molecular function: aldose 1-epimerase activity; carbohydrate binding. The record is from RefSeq and is a predicted model, not a curated record. The transcript has 4 exons.